AGAAAGAUGCCAGUGGGCCAUCAUGAGCACUGCAGCAAGUGUUACAACGCCCACUGUCAAGUCCCAGUGCAGAUUUCCGUCUCAUGCAUGGUCAUCAAGUGUCGUAAAAAUUGUGGCGCUACCCUCCACAUGUGCAAGGAAGAGGAGCACCAGCUUCUCUGUCCAAAUGAGACGGUUCCCUGCCUCAACGCUGACUAUGGCUGUCCUCUCACCAUGCUGCGUCACAGGCUGGCCAAACACCUGGAGGUCUGUCCUGCCAGCGUGGUCAGCUGCUCUCAGGAGUGGAACCGCUGGCCCGUGUCAGAAGCUGAUUUGCCCUUCUACAGAAAUAUUUCCGAAAACCAACAAACUGAACUACAUCUCGAUGCUGCUAUGGCUCUCAGGGACCAAAAGCUGCUAUUUCAAUCCAUCAAAAUGAAGGACAUUUUUCCUGAGUUGAUAGUGGAGGAUGCUGCCCCUCAGGAUAUUGCUGCUGGGGUCAAUGAUCCUGCAGACGAAGCAGCCUGUUCUUUAGAUUGUGGCGAAUUUACAGAAAAUGGCUACACUGGCAUGGGGGAAAGGGAACUGAGUCAAGAGGAGAGAGAUGCAUUGGCAAAAAACAAGGACGUGGAGAGUAUUCAGAGCUACAGCUCUUGGGAGAGAAUAUUCAAGAAAGAGAUGGGCGGAUGCACGCAAACUGUCAAAAACCUGAAUAAGAAGGAAGAAAAAGGAAAGGGAAAGGAAGAGCAAGACUCAUCAAACUGUCAGAGAGAGUCAAGAGACUCCCACCAGGUCCAAGAAAAUGCUGUUGUAGCUUCAAGCAUGAAUGGUGGCCGUGGCCAUGGCCAGGGUGCAACUGGCCUUGCACCAUGGCAAGAUGGAGUCCUUGAGAGAGUAGGCAAAGAGUUAAACAUUGCUGAUUAUAACAUGUAUCUGGUGCACAAUGGAGCAAUGCUAAUUAACUUUGGCCAACUUGCUGCUUGCACCCCGAGAGAAAAAGAUUUUGUAUAUGGGAAUCUGGAGCCAAUAGAGGUUAAAACGAUCCGCUCUUUUAAUGUUCCUACCAGCUAUCGAGCACGACGCAGUUUUCUAAAGGACCCUACACACAAGGCCAAGACCACACACCAAAGUGUUGACACUGCAGAUUUAGGUGUGUCAGUUGAAGAUCUUCCAAAGUGUGACGAGGUUAGUGCCACACUGCUGUGCUGUCUGGAAAAGGAACUGAAAGGUCAUUUAAUCUCAGAGAGUGGGGGGACAGAUGGUCUUUACAUAGAUAUAGGAACACAAACAUACAACUUUGAUUCUGCUCCUUUCAAAAAGGAUGUGUCGCUUUCUGAUGUCGUCGCAGACCAACCUCAUAGUCUUUAUGUACAUAUUGAAGCAAAAUCUGUAACCAGAAGACACAACAAAACAAGUUCAGCCUUCAGCUGCAUGUGUGAUCACUUCUUUCGCCGUGAUGAAUACCGCUCUCAUUUCAGGAAUGUGCACUCGGACAUACAGGCCUGUUUAAACGGCUGGUUUCAACAACGCUGCCCCUUAGCAUACCUUGGAUGCACUUUCACCCAGACAAGGUUUCACCCUGCAGGUUACCAAGCUACAAUCAAAUACUGCCAAGAUGUCAGCACCUUUGUCAUCCAGCCAGAAGUCUCCUCAUCCCUCUGUGAAAGCCGGAAAACCUUCAGCCCUCAGAGAAAUCAUGCACGUAAUCUGGAUCCCCUGAGUAGCUUGCCCCUGGAGAUCCUUCAGCACAUUGCUGGUUACCUUGACAGUUUUACAUUAUCCCAGCUGUCGCAGGUUUCCCAUCUGAUGAGAGAGGUGUGUGCCACAUUGUUGCAGGAGAGAGGGAUGGUCUCUCUCAAAUGGGAAAAAAAGACAUAUUCCCACGGGGGAAGCUCCUGGAAAUGUCGAAAGAAAGUUUGGGAGUUCAGCUCUCUGUUUUCCUCUGUGGACAGAUGGAGCUUCAGCAACAUAGCCUCCUUGUCAGAUCACCUGAAAACUUGCUCCUUCUACCAGAGAGAGGAACGCACUGAGCCAGUGGCUUUAGCCUGCCUGGGAGAGGUCAGAGACAAACGGGGAGAAGUACAGCAUAGAAGAUAA
Molecule: messenger RNA, 2076 nt
Organism: Thunnus maccoyii (southern bluefin tuna)
Lineage: Eukaryota; Metazoa; Chordata; Actinopteri; Scombriformes; Scombridae
Product: F-box only protein 40
Exons: 2
Coding region: 7-2076 (689 amino acids)
Cellular component (GO): cytoplasm
Molecular function (GO): protein binding; ubiquitin protein ligase activity; zinc ion binding
Source: RefSeq, a predicted model, not a curated record